Phacochoerus africanus (Common warthog) is the source of this 5232-nucleotide messenger RNA. It is a transcript of the gene RBSN, whose product is annotated as rabenosyn, RAB effector. The transcript is spliced from 12 exons. Gene Ontology annotation, molecular function: metal ion binding. Lineage: Eukaryota; Metazoa; Chordata; Mammalia; Artiodactyla; Suidae. The record is from RefSeq and is a predicted model, not a curated record. The coding region runs from base 278 to 2617 and encodes 779 amino acids.
CCGAGCGCCGAGCAGUCGAUGGAGAUGGCGGUCGCUCCUGCGUGAGGGGCCGCUGAGGCCCAGAACUCGGGUCUCAGGACUGCGAGCCCGCGGGAACCGGUUGGGACUUCACCUACUCCAGAGAGGAAACCUCAUCCAAGGCCACGAUUCCACGUCCCCAUCAUCUGUGUGCUGCUUGGUUGAGCUGAUGCUGUGGGAGUCCUGGUCUCUUGUGGAGAAAUCAAGCUGACUCUUGGCAUGAGGCCCCUGCUUUGUGGGGGUUGAGAGGGACACUACCAUGGCUUCUCUGGAUGACCCAGGGGACGUGAGAGAGGGCUUCCUCUGCCCUUUGUGCCUGAAGGACCUGCAGUCUUUCUAUCAGCUGCAGUCACAUUAUGAGGAAGAGCACUCUGGGGAAGACCGUGAUGUCAAAGGACAAAUUAAAAGUCUGGUCCAGAAGGCUAGGAAAGCAAAGAACAGGCUGUUGAAACGAGAAGGAGAUGACCGCGCAGAAUCGGGGGCCCAAGGAUACGAGUCUUUCAGCUAUGGAGGGGUUGAUCCAUACAUGUGGGAACCCCAGGAGCUUGGUGCAAUGCGAAGCCAUCUUUCCGACUUCAAAAAACACCGAGCUGCCAGAAUUGACCAUUAUGUUGUCGAAGUCAAUAAAUUAAUAAUCAGGUUGGAGAAGCUCACUGCGUUUGACAGAACAAAUACCGAGUCUGCGAAGAUCCGAGCAAUAGAAAAGUCCGUGGUGCCUUGGGUCAACGACCAGGAUGUCCCUUUCUGUCCAGACUGUGGGAAUAAGUUCAGCAUCCGCAACCGCCGCCACCACUGCCGCCUCUGUGGGUCUAUUAUGUGCAAGAAGUGUAUGGAGCUCAUCAGUCUGCCCUUGGCAAACAAGCUCACCAGUGCCAGCAAGGACUCCCUGAGUGCUCACACCAGCCCCAGCCAGUCACCCAACAGUGUCCAUGGCUCCCGCCGGGGCAGCAUCAGCAGUGUCAGCAGCGUGAGCUCUGUCCUGGACGAGAAGGAUGAUGACCGGAUCCGCUGCUGUACACACUGCAAGGACACGUUGCUCAAGAAGGAGCAGCAGAUCGAUGAGAAGGAGCACACCCCUGACAUCGUGAAGCUCUACGAGAAAUUACGAACCUGCAUGGAGAAAGUUGACCAAAAAGCUCCUGAAUACAUCAGGAUGGCAGCAUCAUUAAAUGCUGGAGAGACAACCUACAGCCUGGAACAUGCCAAUGACCUUCGAGUGGAAGUGCAGAAAGUCUAUGAGCUAAUAGAUGCUCUGAGUAAGAAGAUCUUAACCUUAGACGUAAAGCAGGACCCUCCACCACAUCCAAACACUUUGCGGCUGCAGAGGAUGAUCAGAUACUCAGCUACACUUUUUGUGCAGGAAAAAUUGCUUGGUUUAAUGUCACUGCCAACCAAAGAACAGUUUGAGGAACUGAAAAAGAAAAGGAAGCAGGAAAUGGAAAGGAAGAGGAUCCUGGAGAGACAGGCUGCCUUGGAAUCCCAGCGAAGGCUUGAGGAAAGGCGGAGUGACCUGGUGUCCCAUGCGACCAAUGGGGAGGUGGUGUCCCUUCGAGGGGGCCCUACUCCCUUGAGAAAGGCUGAGGGCUGGCUCCCGCUGUCAGGAGGUCAGGGGCAAAGUGAGGACUCGGACCCUCUCCUCCAGCAGAUCUACAACAUCACGUCCUUCAUCAAGCAGGCUAAGGCUGCAGGCCGGGCAGAUGAAGUGCGCACACUGCAGGAGAACCUGCGCCAGUUGCAGGAUGAAUAUGACCAGCAGCAGACAGAGAAGGCCAUCGAGCUGUCCCGGAGGCAGGCCGAGGAGGAGGACCUGCAGCGGGAACAGCUGCAGGUGCUGUGGUUGCGGGAACAAGAAAGGGAACAGUGCCAGGCAGCAUCCCUGCACACGCGGACUCGAUCCCUGGACUUCCGAGAAGUCAGGCCUUUUCACCUGGAGCCAGGCAGAGAGCCUCGAAGCCACCUUGCUCAUGCUUUGGAUCUGGGCUCUUCCCCGUCUCCGAGCAGCACAGCCCCCAAGAUCCCUUCACCCAGCUCAGCUCUCCAGCCCCUCAGAGUGUGGUCUGGGCCCCCAGCCCUUGGCCAGGAAUUCUCCCCCCAGAGCACCACAUUCCAACACAGUGAGGCGCCCUCCCUAAAUCCCUUUGAUGAGGAAGACCUCCCCAGCCCCUCAGCUGAGGGCACAGCCAGCCCUACUGCUGCAGAGCCUUCCCUCAGCCCUUCAGCCUGCAUCCUCAAAGAGUACAAUCCUUUUGAGGAGGAGGAGGAGGCGGUGGCAGGAAAUCCCUUCACUGAUGCUGACAGCCCAGCCCCCAAUCCCUUCGAUGAAGAAGAAGAGCAUCCCAGUCAGAGGCCCUCAGGCCCUCCUGUUCCUGGCAACCCCUUCGAGGAAGCCCCCUGCACCAACCCCUUCGAGGUGGACAGCGACAGUGGGCGGGAGGGCGAGGAGCCCAUAGAGGAGGAGCUCCUUCUCCAGCAGAUUGACAACAUCAAGGCGUACAUCUUUGAUGCCAAGCAGUGUGGCCGCCUGGACGAGGUGGAGGUGCUGACUGACAACCUGAGGGAGCUGAAGCGCACCCUGGCCAAACAGAAGGGUGCCGACUGACCUCGAUGGGUGGGGUGUCUUUGUGGGGAGGGUUGCUGAGGUUCAUGGAGAAGGAAGUGGGCGAGGUUUAAGAUGCACACAGGUUAGUGGGGGAGGAAUCUGCUGCUUCGUGCUGUGCACCUGGAGCUUUCUCCACCAUAGUUGAAUAAAAAAAUGGGAAGUGGAACAGGAAGAAUCAGCACACGUUUGCUGUUUUUCCUGUUUUUUUUUUUUUUUUUUGCUUUUCAUUGGGCUUUCCCUUUAGCAGGGACUUUAAAUCUUCACUGCCGAGAUAGUAUAUGCAGUUCUGUAGGACCCCGGGCAGAAGCGGCUGCCAUGCACCUUGUGCUUCCAUUUGUUCCUGCCUGCUGUUUGGUCCUUACGCAGUAUUAUAGGGCAGCCUAUAUUAAGACCCUUCCUUUAGGCAAGACAGACAAGCUAGAGUCCUUUAAAUCUUCCUCUGCUCUGGCAGAAGUCUGUCCCCCUGAGGCUAAGUUCCUUUCACCUGGGGCUUCCUCUGCCCUUCUGGGGAGGGAUUGCUGUGAAGGCAGCAGUUUAGACCCAGAAAAGCCCAGCACCUCUCAGAGGGGUGAGGUUUCACCAGGGCCUGUUACCCUCUUACUCAGUUCUCUUUCAGGAAGUUAAGCUCCUAGGGCAGAAGUAUCACUGUGAGUCUGAUGAUGAACUUUUUAUAGAAAAUAAGAGUGGUUAUGGGUUCCCAGUGGGUUAAACAUCCAGGGUUGUCACUGUUAUGGCGAGGGUUUCAUCCUUGGCUGGGGAACUUCCAAAUGCGGUGGGCCAAAAAACAAAAAAGAAAAAGAAAAGAAAAUAGGAGUGGUUAGCCUUUGAGUUGAUAGAGGUAGUAUAAUUUGGGAGAAUAGGCUUUACCUCUGUAGAAUUGAAUGACUGCUGGGACAAUUGUCUGUCCCUGGAGAAAGCUCCUUCUAGAGCUUUGGCAAAAUUACUCUGGGACAUUUUCAGUGGGCCCAGUCUAUGGUUCAGGAAUUGAUGAUCAGGAAGUUUUUGAGGAAUAUUGUUAGAGGAGUUGAUGCUUUCCUGAGUCAGAAGGUCGAUUAAAAUAUCUUCCAAGGCUAAUUGAUGGGCCUUCUUGUCUUCUGGUUCAUCUUGUCCUGACCGUGGGCACUGGUGAGUUCCUUACCAGUGUUUAGUAAUAAGAAACUGAAAUGUUUGAGAGAGGCACAACCCAGGAUCAUUCUAGUAGAACCAUAGUACUUGAACUCUUCACCAGUUGAGGGCAAAAAGGGAAAUUGUUGAUUUAGUUCUGGUGCUUAGGUUUACAGGAACAUAACCCUUAACUGACGUCUGACAUCAUGAAACCCAAGUGUACUCAGCUUUGGGUAGAGUUCCUGCAAUUAUGCUUGUUAACUAAUGACCACUAGUCACUUUAUACCCCUUAACUAACUCUGGGUGAUACUCUCAUUGGUUAGUAGAGUGAGAGCUGAAAUUCAUUUUGUUACAUUCUGUGAAGAACCCUGUUGAUCUUGAGAAUGUCUGAAAAACAUUGUGGUAUAAAAAUAAUCUAUAUUUGUAUUGAUACUAUUCACAUGUCUUUAGUACCUGCUGGAUCUUUGGCUGGAUAGAAAGGUCUUGUGCAGGGGUGUGGGGAUGGGGAGUGGGUGGGUGGAGAGUCUGUGGAUGACACUUGCCACUUGGGUUCUGUUCACAAAGGAAUGUAAAGUGGGGUCCUAAGGUCCACCACUUACCAACCUUGCUGCUUGUCAUGGUUUUUGGAGGUUGGCAUUUAGGCAUCUAAAAUGUUGUCUGGUACAUGUGUCUUUUCUUCCUCAAGGUCAUUGCCCUUCAUGCUGUUACUCUAGAGGGGUUUACCGAUGGGCUGCAUGCUCCUACCUGCUCAUCUGUCUUUUCUCUCUGACUGAAGAGAAGGAAGCUCUCUGCACCAAAAGCAGGUCGUUCCAGAAGCUAAAUGCUGCUCUCCCUCAUAAUUUCCUUUCUAAUGAGAAUACAUCUCUUUUAGUUAGCUAGUGGUUUCAAUUAAGACCAAUUUACCAAACAUAGCCUUUCCCUGAAAUCAACUGCUAGUGGCAGUUAGUAAUUAACUAAGAGAAUCGAGAACCACGCACAUAAGAAACGUGUUUUUAAACUUAAAAAAAAAAAAAUCACUGAAUAUACUAAAACAAACUAAAACCCUUCUGGACUCAAACCCUCUGAUGUGAUUGAAUUCUUCCAUGGCUGUAUUUUUCCAUGAAUUCUUCCAUUUAAUUCUCCCAUGGUUAUAUUCUCAUAUAGUCACAGGCAUGACAAGAGGUAGAAUUCUCUACCCCUGAUUUGUACCAUUUCCUGGAAUUCACAUGGGCACAAAGUUGUAUUUACAGGGGUUGGUUAACAUCAAGGAAAAGAUGACCUGUGAUUGCCACCAUAACUUCAAGUUCUUGCCUCAUGUGAAUAUUUCACUCAUCCUGCAUUCCUUCAAUGCAAACAGCUCCAUGUUAUCAGAAAAUGAGCAAGUCCUUGAUACAGCAUUGGCAUAUGUCCCUAGACCCAGAGCAUGUAUGGAAGAGACUUUGGGGAUUCAGGCAUCAAAUGAAGCUGGCUUUUCACUUUUAUGCUGUGUUUGUAUUUUCCCUGUCUAAUACACUAAGGACACUUACUCAUUA